Messenger RNA from Jatropha curcas, 261 nucleotides. Lineage: Eukaryota; Viridiplantae; Streptophyta; Magnoliopsida; Malpighiales; Euphorbiaceae. The record is from RefSeq and is a predicted model, not a curated record.
AUGGAGAGUCCUCUACCAUACAGAGUACUUAGAAAAGGUGCUUGGACCCCUGCUGAAGACGACCUUCUCAGAAGCUGCAUUCGAAUACAUGGAGAAGGCGAAUGGCAUAAAGUCCCUUCAAGAGCUGGUUUAAACAGAUGUAGGAAAAGUUGUAGAUUAAGGUGGUUAAACUAUCUUAAACCAGGUAUUAAAAGAGGAGAAUUCACAUCAGAUGAGAUUGACCUAAUGAUCAGGCUUCACAGCCUACUGGGAAACAGGUAA